AUGAUUUAAUUAUCUUAAAAAAACCACUUAUAAUGGAGAAUAUAAUUUGAAGGGAAAUAAAUUUAGUGGUUUUGGAUAAUAUUGCGGAGAAGAGAUUAUUUAAAAACAUGCAAUUAUCAAAAUUAUUAGAGACAUCAACACCCAGAUAUAUAUAAGUUUACAGGUUGUGAGAUGAUGAUAGCUGAGAUAAAAGUAGUUCUAGAUAAGUAGUUAUCAAAAUCACUAUUAGAACUUUCAAGAAUAUUUAAAUAGCAUAGUAAUCUUUAUCCUUCUUUAGACAUAUCAGAAUAAAAUAAAAUAGAACAUUAAUGGAUGAGUAUUUGUACCUUGGAGUAAUUGUAAAAAAAGGUUUGUUAUAAAAACAAUUCUCUUAAAUUAUCUUUAGGAAUUUUAGAAUUUUCGAUCCUCAAUUAAGCAUUAGUGCAUCAUUUUUUAUUUAAACACUAACAAUAAAAAUCAUAAAUAAUUUUAAUAAAGUUUCUUAUUAAUGUCAAUCCAAAAAAGCAAAAAAGUUCAUGAAUUGAAUAGAAUGGAUGGUCAUAGAGAUUGUGUAAUAUCGAUAUGCUUCUCUCCUGAUUGUUCUACAUUAGCAUCUGGAAGUUGGGAUAAGUCUAUCCGUUUUUGGGAUGUCAAAACAGGUUAAUAAACAGUAAAAUUAACUGGUCAUAGUGAUACAGUCUACUCAGUAUUCUUCUCUCCUGAUGGUAAUUCAUUGGCAUCCGGUAGUGCUGAUCAGUCUAUCUAUCUAUGGGAUGUUAAGACAGGAUAAUAAAAAAUUAAAUUAAUUGGUCAUGAUAAUUUAGUCACAUCAAUAAGCUUCUCUCCUGAUGGCAAUACAUUAGCAUCUGGUAGUUUGGAUAACUCCAUACGCUUAUGGGAUGUUGGAACGGGAUUAUAAAAAUUUAAAAUGGAUGGUCAUACUCAAUGGGUUCAAUCUGUAUGCUUCUCUCCUGAUGGUACAACUGUAGCAUCCGGUAGUCAUGAUAACUCUAUAUGUUUAUGGGACGUUAAGAGAGGAUUAUAAAAAUCCAAACUGGAUGGUCAUAAACAUUAUGUGAGAUCGGUCUGUUUUUCUCCUGAUGGUGCUACCUUAGCAUCUGGUAGUGGAGAUAAAUCUAUCCGAUUAUGGAAUGUGAAGACAGGAUAAUAAAAAGCUAAUUUAAGUGGCCAUACUGAUUGGGUUUCAGCAGUAUGCUUCUCUAAAGAUGGAUUGACUUUAGCAUCUAGUAGCUAUGAUAAGUCUAUUCUUAUAUGGGAAGUAAAGACCGGACAACAAAUAAGUAAACUGGAUGGCCAUGACAAUACAGUUUACUCAGUAUGCUUCUCUGAAGGUACUACAUUAGCAUCUUGUAGUGCUGAUAAGUCUAUCUGUUUAUGGGAUGUUAAGACAGGAUAAUAAAAAACUAAAUUUAAUGGCCAUACUGGGGAAGUAGUUUCAGUCUGCUUUUCUCCUGAUGGUAAUACUUUAGCAUCUGGUAGCCAUGAUAAGUCAAUUCGUUUAUGGGAUGUUAAGACAGGAAAAUAAAAAACUAAAUUUAAUGGUCAUACUGGGGAAGUCUUAUCUGUCUGUUUCUCUCCUAAUGGUAAUACUUUGGUAUCUGGUAGUCAUGAUAAAUCUAUUCGUUUAUGGGAUGUUAAGACAGGAUAAUAAAAAACUAAAUUAAAUGGUCAUACUGAGGAAAUAUAAUCAGUCUGUUUCUCUCCUGAUGGUAAUACUUUAGCAUCUGGUAGCCAUGAUAAGUCAAUUCGUUUAUGGGAUGUUAAGAUCGGAUAAUAAAAAACUAAACUAGAUGGUCAUAUAGAUAGGGUUUGGUCAGUCUGUUUCUCUCCUGAUGGGUAUACUUUGGCAUCUGGAAGUCUAGAUAAGUCUAUUCGAUUUUGGGAUGUUAAAACGGGAUAAUAAAAAACUAAAUUAGAUUAUGAUAGUUUUGUCUACUCAGUCUGUUUCGCUUCUGAUGGUAAUACUUUAGCAUCUGGUCAUUAUAAAACUAUAUGUUUAUGGGAUGUUAAGACAGGAUAAUAAAAAACGAAAUUAGUUGGUCAUAGUGAUUAUGUCUACACAAUCUGUUUCUCUCCUGAUGGUAAUACUUUAGCAUCCGGAAGUGAUGAUAACUCUAUCCGUGUAUGGGAUGUUAAGAUGGGAUAAUAAAAAACUAAAUUAGAUGAUCAUACUAGUACUGUCAUGUCAGUAUGUAUAUCUCCUGAUGGCAAUACUUUAGCAUCUGGUAGUUACGAUAAGUCUAUUCGUUUAGCUAAAUUGGAAUGAAUGAAUUUAUUAUUCCUAUUUUUAUAUAAAGAGAC
Messenger RNA from Paramecium sonneborni, 2301 nucleotides. NCBI's taxonomy places the organism in Eukaryota, Ciliophora, Oligohymenophorea, Peniculida, Parameciidae. The record is from the annotation of a GenBank genome assembly.